CUGAGAAAUGAAGUUGUGCUAAAAAGCCCUUUUGGCUAUCCAGAAGUUUAUUAGGCGUUUCUCAGCCGGAAAUUAAAGGAUCUUCAUUAAUAGCCCCUCUUCAUCCCAGAUUAGAGCCCAGGGCGAACCUGGGAGAAACCGAAGCGAGAUGGGACGGAAGAAAACUUCGUCGCCAGCGGCGGGGGAAGCUAACUUCUUCUCCACCUUGGGAGGAUCUUCCUGAGUUUCAGUCAAGCGCCGAUAUUGUCACCUUGGGCGCGGGGACAGAAGUAGCCUGAAGGAUCGGUCCCUGAGUCUGCAGAUUCUCGGCCACUUUUUUUCCGCAAAGAGAGAGGAAGAGCUAAAGAGGCCUGGAGAUUCUCAAACGUCUGAAGAGACGCUAUCAUGUCUCUUUUGCCCGGAAUUACAUUUUCAGCCACGACAGGAAGAAAGCCUCAAGGACCCCCUGACUGGAUUGCUGAGCUCUGAAGCCAUCUUGCCACACUCCUCUCUGCCAGUUGCUUUUGGAUUCCCAGAGCUGGAUUCGCAACUUUUACAGCCCAUUGAUAAUCAGCUCCUAAUAAUAAUAAUAAUAAUAAUAAUAAUAAUAAUAAUAAUAAUUGAUGGUCUUACACCUAUCACCGUCCCGCACCCUGAAGCUUAAGCAUUCGCGCGCCCGCAUUUUAAAAUGACUUUGUGAUUUCAAAACAAAGCAACAAACAAAUUUCACGAUGCUUUGCUGGAACUGACCGAUAGACAAUUUGGUCUAUUUUUUUGGAUGCAUCUGUGGAGCUUACACUGUCAGAAAGAAGGGGGAAGAAACCACCAUGAAAGAGAAGUCCAAAAAUGCGGCCCGGACUAGGCGGGAGAAAGAAAACAGCGAGUUUUACGAACUGGCCAAACUGCUGCCUUUGCCUUCCGCCAUCACCUCGCAGCUGGAUAAAGCCUCCAUCAUCAGGCUCACCACCAGCUACCUGAAGAUGCGGGUGGUUUUCCCCGAAGGACUUGGAGAAGCUUGGGGCCACGCUAGUCGAACCAGCCCUUUGGACAACGUUGGGCGCGAGCUGGGAUCUCACCUUUUGCAGACUUUGGAUGGUUUCAUAUUUGUGGUAGCUCCGGACGGCAAGAUCAUGUACAUCUCCGAAACCGCCUCUGUUCAUUUGGGUUUGUCACAGGUUGAGCUGACAGGCAACAGCAUUUACGAGUACAUCCACCCAGCCGACCACGACGAAAUGACCGCCGUCCUCACCGCCCACCAGCCGUACCAUUCCCAUUUCGUUCAGGAAUACGAGAUCGAGCGCUCCUUCUUCCUAAGGAUGAAAUGCGUCUUGGCCAAGAGGAACGCCGGGCUGACUUGCGGAGGCUACAAGGUCAUUCACUGCAGCGGCUACCUGAAGAUCCGCCAGUACAGCCUGGACAUGUCUCCCUUCGACGGCUGCUACCAAAACGUCGGCCUGGUGGCGGUCGGCCAUUCCCUGCCCCCCAGCGCCGUGACGGAGAUCAAGCUGCACAGCAAUAUGUUCAUGUUUCGGGCCAGCCUGGAUAUGAAGCUCAUUUUCCUCGAUUCCCGGGUAGCCGAGCUGACCGGUUACGAGCCUCAGGACCUGAUCGAGAAGACGCUUUACCACCACGUCCACGGCUGCGACACUUUCCAUUUGCGCUGCGCUCAUCACCUGCUGCUAGUGAAAGGUCAAGUUACCACAAAAUACUAUCGCUUCUUGGCCAAGCAAGGUGGCUGGGUCUGGGUGCAGAGCUACGCCACCAUUGUCCACAACAGCCGAUCUUCACGGCCUCAUUGCAUCGUCAGCGUCAAUUACGUGCUCACCGAUACAGAAUAUAAAGGACUACAGCUCUCAUUGGAUCAAGUUUCAGCAACGAAGCCAUCGUUCCCAUAUGCAAACUCAACACCAACAAUCACUGACAACAGAAAAGGAAGCAAGUCACGUCUGCCGAGCACAAAGUCAAAAUCUAGGACAUCUCCAUAUCCACAGUAUUCUGGAUUUCAUACGGAAAGAUCUGAAUCGGACCAUGAAAGCCAGUGGGGUGGCAGCCCACUGACCGACACCGCCUCUCCGCAAUUGAUGGAUCCCAUUGAAAGGCCAAACUCUCAGCAUCAUGAUGUCUCCUGUGCCUAUAGACAAUACUCAGACCGCAGUGCUCUCUGCUAUGGUUUUGCACUUGACCAUUCCAGGCUGGCUGAUGACAGACACUUCCACACUCAGGCCUGUGAAGGCAGCAGGUGUGAGGCCGGCCGAUACUUCCUUGGCACACCGCAGUCUGGGAGGGAAACGUGGUGGGGUUCCCGAUCUGGCCUUCCCUUAACCAAAUCUUCUCCUGAGAGCAGAGAAGCCUACGAAAACAGCAUGCCUCAUAUAACUUCCAUACACCGAAUUCACGGAAGAGGGCACUGGGAUGAAGAAAGCGUUGUCAGUUCCCCAGACCCUGGUUCUGCUAGUGAAUCAGGUGACCGAUACCACUCUGAGCAGUAUCAGGGCAGCCCACACGAGCCCAGCAAAAUCGAGACUCUCAUAAGAGCGACUCAGCAAAUGAUUAAGGAAGAGGAAAACAGGCUGCAAUUGCGGAAGUCGACUCCCGAUCAGCUGGUUUCAAUUAAUGGAGCAGGGAAAAAGCACUCUGUUUGCUUUGCAAGCUACCACCAGCACCAGCAACAACAACAGUUGAGAGGAGAUGCCUGCAGGGUCCCUAGUGUCACCACCACAUCUCCCUGCGAACACACACAGCAACAAGAUGGGAAGAUGAUGAGCCCCCAUGACAAUGACUAUGACAACAGCCCCACGGCACUGUCUAGAAUAAGCAGCCCCAAUUCUGACCGAAUUUCUAAAUCCAGUUUGAUACUGGCUAAGGACUGCCUUCAGUCAGAAGUCUCGCCUCAUCAAACUCCAGGGGAUAACUCAGCAGAAUCCCCAAACUAUUACAAUUCCCAUCGGCAGUACUUUGAUAAGCAUGCGUACACGCUAACAGGAUAUGCUCUGGAGCACCUUUACGACAGCGAAACCAUCAGGAACUAUUCUUUGGGUUGCAAUGGGUCACACUUUGAUGUGACAUCUCACCUACGGAUGCAGCAAGAUCCAGCACAGGGACAUAAGGGGACUUCUGUUAUAAUAACCAAUGGAAGCUGAUGGGUGUUUCCCAAUCCCCUUUUCAUUUCUCUUCUUUUUAAAAAAGUUUGUGCUAGGAAAAAUAUCUUUGCAGUAGCGACAGCAGGCACACAUGUUUUGAUACCCUUGCUGUUACUAGCAUUUGAUAAAACUACAAUGCACUAGAGAGAAUACUUGUAAGGUACUGGGGAAGUGUUGCUUUAUCUAAGUUACUGUUGAAAAUGCACUGGUCUCAGUUAAGGUUACAGUAGUCAGUUGAAUCACAAAGCUGAUGCUACAUUGUAGUGGCGGAGAUCUAUGCUGGGAGCUUCUGGGGUACAUCAAGUGAGCAGAUUUUUCAUUGUGUGGAAAUGUAUGAGGAUGUAGAGGGAGCGACUGAAUUUCUAAGCCGCUGGCCACCUGCCACACCCUCAAAAGACAAAAACCGCUAUGCACUCUUUCCAUGAAAAAGAAAGUGAAAUACAGGCCUUAAGGGAAGAAAAAGCAAAGCUAUCUGUGCAGUUUCUUGUUUGUACUGGUCCUGCUUCUCCAGUGACUGCAAAGAAUGGCUAGAUAAAAGUUAGAGGUCCGGUGUGGUUCUUGGAUAGGGUAUUGGCUAUUAUAUGGGUAUUUGACCUGGAUGCUGACUUGCUGGACAACAAACACAGACAGGAAGAUAACCGCUUGCUGAGGUCAUGUGACAAGGGAGAGACAGAAGGGCGACGAGCCAUUCUUAUCCUGGUUUGGAGUAGUAGAAGAAGUGUAACUGCCAAGGCCACUGACUCCUGGGGCACCAAAUCAUUUUUUUGAAGUGGCAGGGCCUCCUCAGUGUUUGGAAAGGGCCCCCGUGCAAUGUCAGAACGUUGAGUGGUGCUGCGCACGGAUCCCUUCAAUCUUCUGGAAACUGCAUAGUUAUACAGGAGAGGAGACUAUCAGAAUGGUUUUGUGGGAAAUGGUUACAUUCUGGGAAGGAGUAUAGUAGAAGAUAGAGCAUAGUGGAAGUUAAACAAGAAAAGGAAGAGCAUUCAAACAUAAUUCAUUUCCCACAACUUGGCAUGCCCUGUCCUCGGUCUAGCAAUGACUGAGUUGUGUGUGGAGAGAGAACUUCCUGAUUUGCCUAAAUAGGCAUGGGGAACAUUUUGCCCUCCAAAUGGUGCUGAACUGCAGCUCGCAUAAUCACUAGCCAGUGGCCAUGCUUCCUGGGGCUAACGGGAGCUGUAGUUCAGCUACACCUGAAGGGCCAAAGGCUCCUCCUACCUGUGCUAAAAAUAAAUAAUAAUAGAAGGGAUUGUGGAAAAGUCCAACAGAGGUGAUGUUAGAGAGGCUGAGGAUCAGAAACACAGGUGUGUGAGAAAAACAGAAACACAACUCAGGGUGGGGGUUGGAGAGAGAGAGAGAGAGAGAGAGAG
Molecule: messenger RNA, 4486 nt
Organism: Zootoca vivipara (common lizard)
Lineage: Eukaryota; Metazoa; Chordata; Lepidosauria; Squamata; Lacertidae
Source: RefSeq, a predicted model, not a curated record